Leptopilina heterotoma is the source of this 1247-nucleotide messenger RNA. It is a transcript of the gene Pex12, whose product is annotated as peroxisome assembly protein 12-like. The coding region runs from base 145 to 1131 and encodes 328 amino acids. Gene Ontology annotation, molecular function: protein binding; zinc ion binding; ubiquitin-protein transferase activity. Lineage: Eukaryota; Metazoa; Arthropoda; Insecta; Hymenoptera; Figitidae. Gene Ontology annotation, cellular component: peroxisomal membrane; peroxisomal importomer complex. The transcript is spliced from 6 exons. Gene Ontology annotation, biological process: protein import into peroxisome matrix; protein monoubiquitination. The record is from RefSeq and is a predicted model, not a curated record.
UCUAAAGUUGGCAAUAUUCACUUUUUAUUUUUGUUUUCUAUAUGUGACUAAAUUCACGCUGUUUUUCAUUUUUUACGGCACAAAAAUGCAAAAAUAUUUUUAUUUUGUAAAUAAUACAAUUUGAAUGAAUAAGUAAUAAUUAAAAUGGGAGAAAAAGGAGUUCACUUGACAGGUACCUCAUAUGCGAAACCGAGUGUUUUUGAAAUUUGUGCCCAGGAUUCUUUAUCCAUCUCCCUUGAACCUGCAUUCAAUAAACUUGUCACGGUUUUAGCGAAUUUAUACCCUGCAAAGUUUGGUUUUUUUCUUCGCUGGAAAGAUGAAAGUUUUAUGUUGUUGAACGGUGCCUUACAACAUUAUUACCUCUGUCGUCACAGUGCUUCGUUUUCGGAAAAGUUUUAUGGAUUGAAAAGAGUAUCUUUGAGAGACCCCAACACUGUUACGAACUUAAGUAAAAGUCAAAAGAAUGCUUCUUUAAUUUUAUUAGUCCUCUUUCCUUAUUUAAAUAAAAAACUCGACGUUGUGAGAAAAAAAUAUUCUCUUCAAGUAUCUAGUCACAAUUUACCAAAAUUGAAAAAAAGAUUAAUAACGGCCUUCCUAAGUUUUUGCUUUAUCUGUGAUAUGAUACGAGAAAUUGUUCAAGUACGAAAUUUAUUACUCUACAUUGCUGGAAAAUCGAAAUAUACUUCUCCAUUCCUGAAAAUUUUUGAUAUUACUUUAUCGUAUUCGUUUGUCAGUCCUUCGAUAAUUAUUACCGAUCUUUUCUAUAAAAUUAAACGAGGUACAUUUACAUUUAAAGACGGUGGAUCAAUUCUUGAGGAGGUUGCCGCAAAAUCUUUGGAAUUUGCGGCAUUUAUUUUUCGAUUUUUACAAUAUUGGGACAAGGAAAAUUACGAUAAAAGUUUAAUUGCUCUUCCAAUACCGGCCCCACCGACAAUUUGCGAAAAAAGUAAACAAUUUCGAGGAUUGUGCCCAAUUUGUAAGAAAGCAUUUCGUACAAGGACAGCUGUUGCUACUUCAGGAUACAUCUUUUGUUACCUAUGCAUUUUACCAGUGAUACAAAGGUAUGGAAAAUGUCCUAUGACAAAUUAUCCAGCUACCGAGGACGAUUUGAUUCGCCUCUACGAGCAAUAAAAUAAUAUAACUUAAAAAUUACAUACAUUUUGUAAAAGAAUAAAAAAUAGAAUUUCUUGCUCUGUUUUCUAUUUAAAAAAAAUUAUUGUUCAUUAUAUUUGUAAAAUAACUAAAAA